This is a messenger RNA of Tetranychus urticae (two-spotted spider mite), 498 nucleotides long. The record is from RefSeq and is a predicted model, not a curated record. Lineage: Eukaryota; Metazoa; Arthropoda; Arachnida; Trombidiformes; Tetranychidae.
GAUGCAACCGAAUUGAAAUUUCCAGUUGAAUUUGAAAAUGCUGAAACAUUAUUGACCAGUGAAGUUUGUAUGUUGAUGGAACACAGAAAACAACAAAACGAGGAACGAGAAGAGGAACAAGAACUCAAUGAAAUUUUCACCAAAACAUUAAAUUUGUCAGGUUUCAGUAAAUUUAAGAAUCGUGAAACAAUUGCCGCUGUUAGACAUCAAUUGAUGAAUAAAAAGCUACAUAAAUUUGAAUUUGCUCAAUUGGCAAAUCUGUGUCCAGAAACUCCAGAAGAAGCGAAAGCGUUAUUGCCAUCAUUGGAAACGAGAUUCACCGAUGAAGACUUGCGACAAAUUUUAGAUGAUAUUCAAGCCUAAAGAUUUCUUAUUGAUUUAUUUUUGUAAGGUUAUUAAAAUUUUAUAUAAAUGUAAAUAAAACACUUGAUUGAUUGAAAUCACUUUGCACCUCUGCUUUUUAAAAUAUAUUCCAAUUGUUUGGUUGAAAAAAUUUAA